Penicillium riverlandense is the source of this 1329-nucleotide messenger RNA. RefSeq lists its product as uncharacterized. Lineage: Eukaryota; Fungi; Ascomycota; Eurotiomycetes; Eurotiales; Aspergillaceae. The coding region runs from base 1 to 1329 and encodes 442 amino acids. The transcript is spliced from 6 exons. The record is from RefSeq and is a predicted model, not a curated record.
AUGAGCAGCAGCAUUCCGCGGCCAAAUGAAGGCGAUAUUGAUAUCGGGUCGGCCACAUUUGCUGCCUGCUGGGUCCUCACGGCCAUUGUCGGCGUCGCGCUCCUGUUCCGCUAUGGCGUCAAGAUCUGGAUUCGUUGGAUGAUGCCACAGGUCAGCGCGCCAGAGAGGGUCUGGGGGUACGAAGAUGUCCUCUUUCUCAUCGCCUAUGGCUGCGACGUCACUCAUAUGAGCAUGAUCCAAACGUCCGCAUCUUGGGGUCUAGGUCGCCAUUAUUUCUACCUCAACGAGGAACAGAGAACACACGCGAUGAAAUGGGACUUUAUGUCCCAACCGAUCGCGGUGGCAUCGGCCAUGAUCUCCCGGACGGGCAUGAUGUGGUUUUUGGCGACAUGCUUCGCGGCCAGCGACAGGAGAAUCCGCUUGUCCAUCGUCGUCUGCGCCAUCGUGCAGGUUGUGGUCAACAUGAUCACCAUUGUCCAGAUCAUCGUCCAGUGUGGGCCGAACCCGUAUCGCGCGACUGAUCGGGUGCAAUAUUUCCACUAUAUGUGGACCGCAUUGCCGGCCGAUGGCUCAGUGAAGUGCCAAUCUCCCACCGUCCAGACAACCGUUGGAUUUGUGCAAGGAGGAUUCAAUUCCUGUAUUGAUUUCUUCCUCGGCAUCCUGGCUGCUGUGGAACUCUGGCAGUUCUUCCUGCGGACUCUGCACCGGGAACCCAACGUGUCCUUCUGGUAUCAGUUCCGCAAGAUCAAUAAUACCGUCCGGUCCCGCCGCAUCUGGCAGACUCUUACCCUUAGCGGACCUCUGAUACUGUCAGGGGCCGCGUCGAUUGUCAAGACCUACAAACUCAAGUCCCUCGGUGAUCGACUCGACUUCACGUAUAAUAUCGUAUCCUUUGUGCUCUGGGUCAAGAUCGAGAAUUAUAGUAUUUUGCUGGCGUCGUGCGCCCCCGUGGCUCGAAUCUUCCUCCGAACGAUCGUUGAUCAGCGCCGCAUAGGCCGACCUCAUGGCUACUGGUCCCGAUCUCGGUCUGCGACCAAGGAAAACAACUCUGAUGAUACCGAGUUGAAAACCCGGGGCAAGGACCCGCUAGAAUCAUCGAUGGGGGCACACUGGGAGCAUGAUGACGAGCAGACACCGUAUCCAUGGGGCUUAAACGAACGGUGUCGAGUAUCCAGGGGCUACAACGCACGGCAGCCGGCCAACGACGGCCAAGUGACGGUGAAGACGGACAUCAUCGUGCAUGUGGAUGAUAACCACUCGACCUCGUCGGGCGAUGCUCGAUUGCUUCCGCACGGUGGAGAACCGCAGCGCACCGAGGAGAUGUGUUAG